AUGAAACUUAUAGUAUGUAACGAACUUCAAAGUAUAGAUACAACAAAAGUUUUGAACUCAGAUGCUUUGAAGAGUCUUAUAACAGACAAAGUUGGAGUUGUUGAAAGAAAAUAUAAAGACCAAAGAGUUUGUGAAAAUGUUGCAAACUUCGUCAUGGUUUCAAACAAUGCUGUUCCGAUGAAGUUAGAAAGUUCUGACAGAAGAUAUGUAGUUGUCAGAACGUCAGAUUCUCAUAUGCAAGAUACAGAAUAUUUUGACGACUUAGCAGAAACUUUGACAUCUGACUUUUACAACCACUUGUUCUCAUAUUUUAUGACAUUAGAUAUUUCUAAGUUCAAUCCAAGACAAAUUCCACAUACCGAAGAAAGACAAACAUUGUUAGAAGCAAACAAGAGUGUAUAUGAACUGUUUAUAGAUGAAAACGACUUUGAGUGUUUAGAUGAAAGGUCGUUGUACGAUGAAUAUAAACAAUAUUGUCAAGAGUAUGGUUAUAUGACAGCGUCUAAACGAACAUUCUUGGCAAAUGUCAAAAAUCUUUUAGAUGUUCAGAAUGGUGUAUAUACAAAGAAAAAUUUUUCUGAGUAA
Messenger RNA from Trichomonas vaginalis G3, 585 nucleotides. RefSeq lists its product as uncharacterized. Lineage: Eukaryota; Parabasalia; Trichomonadida; Trichomonadidae. The record is from RefSeq and is a predicted model, not a curated record. Bases 1 to 585 code for a protein of 194 amino acids. The transcript has a single exon.